Patella vulgata (common limpet) is the source of this 480-nucleotide messenger RNA. Its product is annotated as G-protein coupled receptor 183-A-like. Gene Ontology annotation, cellular component: plasma membrane. Gene Ontology annotation, molecular function: G protein-coupled receptor activity. The record is from RefSeq and is a predicted model, not a curated record. Lineage: Eukaryota; Metazoa; Mollusca; Gastropoda; Patellidae. The transcript is spliced from 4 exons. Gene Ontology annotation, biological process: G protein-coupled receptor signaling pathway. The coding region runs from base 1 to 480 and encodes 159 amino acids.
AUGAGACCAGUGACAAGUAAAUUGAUCCCGUACGUUGAGAAUGUUGUAGGAAAUGCAUCAGCGAUGACUAUAUUAGCUAUAAGUAUAGAGAGAUACAGAUUAGCUCACAAUACUAACCAACACAAUAUCGUGUUUAUCACCAGUGUCUUCUUCUUUCUGCCCUUGAUUGCCAUCAUAAUUCUGUACGCAAGAGUUUGUCGUAAACUGGUCAUACUUUAUGAGAAGGAACGGGUAAAAUUCGAAACCUCCCCGAUAGAAAUUAUCAAGCUGAAACGACAGAUGAUUCAAAUCAUUGUAACGGUUGUGCUUGUCUUCUUUGUCUGUCACACACCAUACAGAGCCAUUGUCUUAUGGGCGCUAUUCGAAAAGAAGGAAAAUUUGCGAAAUUUCGGGUUUGAGGCUUAUCUGACAGUCUUGUACCUAACUCGAAUAUUACUCUAUGCAAAUCACGCCAUUAAUCCUUUUGUUAAUAAUGAUUAA